AUGCGCUUGGCAGCACAGCAUAUGAGAAAAUCUCACCCUACCGACCUUGCUGCUAUGCUUGCGUCGCCCGAACCCGAACCGGAGGAACGUCCGAUGAAGCGCAUUAAGGUUGCUAAACCGUUGCCGAACAAGCAAAAAGAUGUCGAGACGACGGAAGCCAAACUCGCAGCGUUGCAUGAAAUGUUUGUGGAGUUGAUGCAUGCCCAGACCAAGACGGCUGUCAAGACCUGUGGUGUGAACGCUAAGGAUGCCGAGAGCGCUGUGACGGCUAAGACCUGUCUCUGGAAUUGCUGUGUUGGAGUCGAAGGCUGUUGUCACUGA
This is a messenger RNA of Phytophthora nicotianae INRA-310, 321 nucleotides long. RefSeq lists its product as hypothetical. The record is from RefSeq and is a predicted model, not a curated record. The coding region runs from base 1 to 321 and encodes 106 amino acids. The transcript has a single exon. NCBI's taxonomy places the organism in Eukaryota, Oomycota, Peronosporomycetes, Peronosporales, Peronosporaceae.